AGUUUAGCUGUGGGGCCGAGAGGGGCCGAACAUCCCCGAGUAUCUCCGAGUCUCUCCUCCUCCAGAUCCCCCCUCCUCCUCCAUCAGUCCCGGUGUUUCUGAGCGAAGGAUCAGUCUCUACUCUGCCGGAGGAUCAGGAGGAUCUACCGGAUCAUUCAGGGUGAGCCAUGCCGCUGGUGAAGCGGAUCAUUGAGCCCCGGUACCUGUGCCGCGGCGCUCUGCCUGAUGGGGUCGCCAGUGAGCUGGAGUGUGUAACGAACAGCACGCUGGCUGCUGUCAUCAAACAGCUGGGAGGACUAAGUCGUCAUGCCGAGGACAUCUUUGGCGAGCUGUUCACAGAGGCGAACAGUUUCUACCUCAGGAUGAGCAGUCUGCAGGAGAGAGUCGACCUGCUGGCUGUUAAGGUGACACAGCUCGACUCGACUGUGGAGGAAGUUUCUCUCCAGGACAUCAACAUGAGGAAGGCGUUUCGGAGUAGUACCAUCCAGGACCAGCAGGUGGUGUCUCGUAGCUCCAUCCUGAACCCGGUGUUGGAGAUGUACCACCGUUGUGACAAACCACCGCCCCUCAACAUCCUCACUCCUUACAGGGAUGACAAGAAGGAUGGCCUGAAGUUCUACACUGACCCGUCGUACUUCUUCAGUCUGUGGAAAGAAAAGAUGCUGCAGGCGACCGAGAACAAACGGAAAGAGAAGAGACGACACAAGGAGCAGAAGCAUGUGGAGGAGUCUUCUGGACGGGAGGUGAAGAAGGUCCGUAAAGCUCGUAACAGGCGUCAGGAGUGGAACCUGAUGGCAUAUGACAAGGAGCUCCGCCCAGAUGCUCGAGUCACACCUUCGCCUUACCACACCUCGGAUGGAUCGCUGUCACCUGACAGGUCAGGGAUAUCAGAUGAUCCUUCCCACUCCACCACUCCCCGUCAUCAUGACGCCCAGGGUCAUGAUAGGAAGGAUCACGCUGCCGUGGCAUCCAGUGGGAGUGGUCAGACUCAGUCUCUAGACCGUGCCCUCAGACCUGCCUCUGCGUCCUCAGGGGUCUCCGGGGCGACCACCCGGCAACAUUCACUGGGCCGCAACCAGCCGCAUCAUCACCACCACCCACCACACGCUGGCUCAACCAAUCAGAAUGGAGCACGGAGUAGUGCCGCCAAAGAGGCCAAUGACCAUCAGAUACCCCCUGCCCCGCCGCCGCCACCUCCUCUCAUGCCACCAGCAGGACAGAUGGCGUUCUCUAACACGUCCGCCCACCCAGCUGCCAUGACUACCCCCUUGCACCCUGCAGCAACCUCUGGUAACCAAGGUGGCUCUGCCCUCUCUCGCCCCUACAGCCCCUCCCCUCCCCCUCCUCCCCCAGCUAACUACGUCCCCUCCCCCUCCCGCCCUGGAUCCCAGCAGGCUGCCUCCGCUGCGAUGCCCCCAGUACCCCCGACGACCGACGGCAGGAAGCCCUCUGGAGGUCCAAACGUGCCAAUGAACGACGCCCGCAGUGACCUGCUGGCCGCCAUACGCCGAGGGAUCCAGCUCCGGAAGGUUCAGGAGCAGCGUGAGCAGGAGGAGGCCAAGAAGAGAGAGCCGACAGGAAAUGAUGUCGCCACCAUCCUGUCCAGACGCAUCGCUGUGGAAUACAGCGAAUCAGAGGAGGAGUCUGAACCCGAGGACCAGGAGUGGUCUGACUGAGUGGGGCUUCAUGAAGACGGGGGCCAAUUAGAACCCACAAACAGGAAGUGAAACACAGAUUUAAAAAGGUUUAAUGGAGGGGAAGGUGGUUAAAGAAAGACCGUCCCAGUUAAACCAGUGUGGAUCAGAUAUUUAUAAAUGUUAUUAGUGAAAUAUUUGAUUAUUCAGAGUAUUGUGGGUAAAUAUUCUCAUCAGUUUUAAUGUUUUUUUUAUUGUUUUAGAAUUAUUUUGUUUUAGUGCAGAGUGGGACAUCAAUAGAACAUCUCUGCUGAAAGAAUAUAACACCAUGAAAUAAAUCAAAUAAAGAUGUUUAAUAUAUUUAUCUAUUUCCUAUUUACAAAAAAAAUAACCAAAGGAAUAAAUGAUGAAAUUAUUCUGAUCAGAGUUCACUCCUGAAUCAUGAAAACAUAAACACCAAACAUCACGCUGUGAUCGGUACAAUGGUGGUUGUAGUAACCAUGGUAACGAGCUGAGACCUCGUUAACGCCCCCUUUACCAGUGCCAAAUCACAGAAGAUUCACUUUUUAGUUUAUUUUUCAUACUGUCAAAGAAUUUUAUUUGUAUUAUUUAUUUUAUUGUCUCUAUUAUUUUAUAUUUAAACAUGAGGACUGUGUUCUCUCUCAUCUCUGAUGUAAAUAUUAAGCAUUAUUAUUGAUAUAUUUGUGAAUAUUAAUGAGGUGGUCUGGGGAAAUCAUCACUUGGUUUCUGUUCAGUUAGGGGCUGUGGCAUUCAGUAAGGAAACGCCAUGACAUCAUCUUGACAUCAUCAUGACAUCAUGUGUAAAUACAGCGAACCAAAAAAAAAAAAAGAAAAAAGAAAAGAUGACUUCAUGUCCUGUAUAUUCCAGCAGUAACUGUAUCCGCCAUGUUUGAUGUGAUGUCAUAGCCGGGGGCAUCUGUGGUUGGUUGAUUUUUUUAUUACUGAUCUGUGCUGUGUUUGUUCUCUGUGAUCUGCAUG
This is a messenger RNA of Cheilinus undulatus (humphead wrasse), 2633 nucleotides long. RefSeq names its product wiskott-Aldrich syndrome protein family member 3-like. NCBI's taxonomy places the organism in Eukaryota, Metazoa, Chordata, Actinopteri, Labriformes, Labridae. Gene Ontology annotation, molecular function: protein kinase A regulatory subunit binding; Arp2/3 complex binding; actin binding. The record is from RefSeq and is a predicted model, not a curated record. Gene Ontology annotation, biological process: positive regulation of Arp2/3 complex-mediated actin nucleation; actin cytoskeleton organization. Gene Ontology annotation, cellular component: cytoskeleton; SCAR complex. The coding region runs from base 168 to 1676 and encodes 502 amino acids. The transcript is spliced from 11 exons.